Cololabis saira (Pacific saury) is the source of this 1739-nucleotide messenger RNA. It is a transcript of the gene necab3, whose product is annotated as N-terminal EF-hand calcium binding protein 3. Gene Ontology annotation, molecular function: calcium ion binding. The transcript has 13 exons. Lineage: Eukaryota; Metazoa; Chordata; Actinopteri; Beloniformes; Belonidae. Gene Ontology annotation, biological process: regulation of amyloid precursor protein biosynthetic process. The record is from RefSeq and is a predicted model, not a curated record. Gene Ontology annotation, cellular component: endoplasmic reticulum; cytoplasm; Golgi cis cisterna. The coding region runs from base 117 to 1232 and encodes 371 amino acids.
CUGCCUCCAGUCACAUCCCUCACACCUUCCACAGCAUCAGCCGCAUCUCACCCGGAGAGUCUUCUGCAGUUUUAGAGCGGUUCACCCGAUCAAAGUGUGUCUUUACGCGUCCAAAGAUGCUGGCUUGCACAGAGAUGAUCACUAUGUGCCUCCAGUCGGCCAAGCAGAAGCAUCUCCGGGCUCAGCAGCUGCAGCAGCUGCAGCAGCUGCAGCUGCAGCAGCAGCCGCUGCACGGCACCGGCCUGCAGGGACUGACUAUCUUUCAUGAUAUUUUCCGCAGAGCAGACAAAAAUGAUGACGGCAAGUUGUCAUUUGAAGAGUUCAACGCUUACUUUGCUGACGGGAUCCUGACCACAGAGGAGCUGCAGGAGCUUUUCUUCUCCAUAGAUGGCAGACAGAAUAACAAUCUGGACACUGACAAGCUAUCAGAUUACUUUUCUCAGCACCUUGGAGAGUAUCUGAACGUCCUUUCAGCCCUGGAGAGCCUGAAUGUUGCCAUUUUAAGGGCAAUGGAUAAAACUAAAGAGGAGUACCAAGGUGCCAGCGUCUUGGGCCAAUUUGUCACCAGGUUCAUGCUGAGAGAGACUUCGAGUCAGCUGCUGUCUCUGCAAAGGUCCCUUCAGUGUGCCAUGGAGGCGGUGGAAGAGCAGAGCAGCCCUGCCCCGAGGGAGCUAAAGGCACCAGAGCUGACAGCAGUGCAAAGAAGUGGCAGGCGGUGCGGUCGCAAGGUCAACAACAACGUGUGCAUGCCCCCACCAGAUCCCAGCUCUGGGCCCCCGACCACAGGCGUCAGCAUGGAGGUUGAAGAGAACUGGUGCUCUCAGAUCAACAGGCUCCAGCAGCUUUUGGACAAACUCGAGUGUCAGGGUCCCAAGUUGGAGCCACUCAAGGAGGACACACUGGCCGGCACAUACAAGUCUAACAUCCUCCUGGUUCAGAGGCAGAUAUCGGUUAUUGACGAUAAUGUGGACAACUUCCAGAAAGUUCUGAAGAGCUACAUUGAUGCCACAUCAGCUCACUCUGACAACCUGCACGUGUCUGUUCAGAAGCUCCCAGGAAAGUCGUGUUACAUAAUGUAUGAGUUCUGGCAGGACCGCAUCUCUUGGAUGAGCUAUCUUCAGUCCAACAGCAGCAAAGAUUUCCAGCGCUGCGUCAUUGACAUGUUGGAGGAUGCUGAAGUGGUUUCUACUAUGUUGCUCCCAGCUUCCUGGUGGAUUAUGACCGAUAACUAGCAACUGAAUCCAGCCAUGGACAAGGCUACACACACACACACACACACACACACACACACACACGAUUUUACACACACACACGCACAGACACACGUUGACCAGAUCAAGAGCCGUCCAUGUGUUUAAAAGCAGGAGUCAGUGGCAUCAUUCAGCAUUCUCCAGCUGCAUCUUCUAAUGCUCCAGCCUUUGACUGCUCGUUAUCGUGCCACUUAUGUCAAAACGGACAGCGGCUUCAUGUCCCACAUCCAUAAGCUGGGGAGCAACGGAAUCCCUGCGAUGCAAAAGCUACUUUAUGAACUUUGUAACCCCCGUCUCUCGCCUAUGGCAUGGCCACCUGUCUCUUGUAGUGUUUGUUUGAUAUCAACUGAAAAGGAAACAACCAAAAACACUCCAGCGUAGGCUAAUAGAGCAAACCCAUCUGGAAUGAAAGUUAGAAUUCAAGUCGUGCUUAGUGUUGAUGAUUAGUUGUUUACUGGUGAAUAAGAUUAGUUCUGAUGAAAAACCAGA